Somion occarium is the source of this 1165-nucleotide messenger RNA. The record is from the annotation of a GenBank genome assembly. Lineage: Eukaryota; Fungi; Basidiomycota; Agaricomycetes; Polyporales; Cerrenaceae.
CAGACACGUACGCGAUUAAUUCGGCUCGGUCCGUCCCGCAGAGACGCCCAUAGUCGAUUGAGUACAUGCAGGCGAUAUUGUUUCUUUCUUCUGCUCUGGUCACCGUCGUCGCCGUAUCCUCUUUCUCCUGCCACCACCAUGAGUGGCAUACUAUCGUCGCCAACCCUCAGUGUGCCAACGCUCUCCAUUGAAACAUCUCAGUCAGCGUCAGAACUCAAGGUCCGGAUGGGUCGUGCGAGAAGUAGUAGUCUCGUCAAGGUGGAAACCGUCGGUCGUAACUCGCAGGAAGAAGACUUGGAUCAGAGUGUAUAUGACAAUGUGAAUGCUGAGUGGGUCAAUCGAAAGGGUGCAUGGCUCAUUCAUCCGAUCCUCAUCUUUACGGGGAAAAUAGUGAUUGACACUAUCCCUGGUAUGCGUCAAGAAGUCAGCUGGACACUAGUCAAUCUCCUAUACCUUAGCUUGUCAUAUCUAAUGUUUCACUACGUGACCGGAAUCCCUUUCCAAUCCGACUUACACAGCGGGGCUUAUGAUGACCUAACGUUGUGGGAGCAGAUUGACGAAGGGGCGCAUUAUACUCCGGCAAAGAAAUGGCUCUUUAGCGUUCCUAUCGGGCUAUUCCUUGCAUCGACCCAUUACACUAAUUACAACCCAUGGCUAUUCGCCAUUAAUCUCACAGCCCUCCUCUUCGUUCUCCUUCCCAAAUUACCCCAGUUUCACCGACAGAGAGUACGGUUUCUUGUGGACGAUGAUCCGUCAGGCGUCACCACACCCAGUACCCCCAACUUCCCUCAUUCAGGCUCACUAACUCCGACAAGUCUUGGCGACGGCUCAAUACCUCCAAUUCACAUAACUGAAGCAGAGUUUCGAUGACCAUACCCGCCUUGCGUAAUGCGUUCUCGUGCCUGUCUAUCUGGGUUCUUCGUGGGUCUGCUUUAGAGUGUUUGGAAGAUACACACGAUCUAGGGCCUGGUCUACCUUGUUGCAUACGUACAUCUCUUUACCAGAACAAUCACUCGUUGUUUUCGUUUUUCUGUCCUCACUGCACUCUCUUCAACUGUCUAUGCUCACCUUAGACAAUGUAUAUGAUAGACAUCGGAUCUAAUUAAUGGUACAUACAUCCUUGCUAUGAUAAAUUCUAUACGAGGAUUAAACGCAUCUACAGUUU